AAGAUUUUUAUGCAGAAGAAUCAAAUUUCAAAACCAUAUGUUUUUUGAGAUUUUUUAAAUUGCACACCGGCUAUGGUAAAGUUUAAGGAACGCUUAAAAACAAUAUAUGAUGAUUUUUAUUUGGGCAAAGAUCUUUUGAUUUUAUACCCACAUUUUAUUGAGGAGUUCUUUUUGAUCAAGGCAAAUUCUAAGAUAUUUGAGGAAAAAGGUAGAUUGUUAAGUUACGAUGAAUUGAUUAAUCUGAAAGAAAAUUUUAAAAAUUUAAUUAAUUAUUGUAUAAUGGUAUUAAAAGAGGAUCAUCAGAUAAAAAUUUUCAAUUCAUUAUUGACACUUUUUGGAAUUUUCAAAAUUAUACAACAUGUUGAUAUAUUAGAUACAUCCAACCCACCUUUUUUAUCAUUAUUCUUUGAUAUGAAUGCUUCCAAUUUAAAUAUUAUUCAAGAAUUAAUUAUAAAUAUUGAGAAUUUAUUUCACAAGAAUAACAUCAUAUCACCUAUAUAUCAACUUUCAUUCAAGAUAAUUAUUUCGAUAUUAACAAUUGUUGAAAAAUUGAAUGAUAAUCAAUUGAUUGAAUAUUUUUCAACCCAAAACAUUUUUGAAACAUUAUUCUCAAUGAUAAUAGAUCAGACCAAUUAUUUAGAUGACAUAAUUUUGAUAUUGGUACUUCUUUUCAAUUAUAAAAAGUAUAUGAAUCCACCUAACCCUUACAUAAUGAAGCUUUCGAUCAUCGACGAACAAUCAAGUCUAAACAGAUACGGAUCAUACGUUGCCGUCACGCUGGACACCUUUAACAAAAACUUUUCGGAGAAUAAGAACCGCCUAAACAAGAAUCACGCCAAUCAUUCUAACGAGAGGGAACAACUCGAAAAUAAAAGUUCGGGAAAUUGGUACUACGGAUUAUGGAAUUCCUUGCGAAUAUCACCCACAGCUUAUCAAUCUGAUCUCGACGCUCGCGAUAUAUCGGGAGAGCAUAGCUAUAGAAUUUCUAACGAUGAAUCCAGUAGUAUAGCUCUCUUGGCCUUUUACGAAGCCGUUUAUUCUAAUAGGAGUUUUAUAACCACUCUGACCCACUCUCAUUUAGAUAUGGAUCAUGACUGCCACGUUGUAGAGACUCACGCGAAUCCCAACAAUAUUCCAAUUAAUACCCUAAACCAAUCAACCAAUAAACAUCGAAUAGCCAAUAAUGGCUCAAGAGAUAAUCUACAAAUUAACGAUGAUUUGGCCAAAGUUAAUAAUUCUUACGCUAAAGAAUUAAUUGGAGGUAUCAACUCCACUCAACCCAAGAAUCUGGUCACCAUAUUUUUGGAAUACACCUCUAUCAUGUUCUUGAAUGUUAAAGAAAAUUUUGAUCGUUGCAAGUUAUGCUGUCUCAUAUUGACCUGCUUAAGUGAAGAUCAUUAUUCCAAUUCCUUGAUGCACGAUUUAAAUCUUAAUUUUACUGUCAAUUUACAUAGAAAGCCAUUACUUCAUAGGAGAAAACUCAAUCAAAACGGAACUCUAUCCCCUAGACCAUUAAUAUGCUUUUUAUUAGAUUUAUUGUCCGAAUUUCUCAUGUGCCACCUCAUGAAGAAUUUUCCCCACGAAUUAUACAGCAUAUGUUUAGGUAUCGUACACAGGGUUCUAUGUUACCAAAAAAGAGCCAAGUGUCGUUUGCCUUACGAAUGGAAUCAAUUGUGGUCUGCACUCUUCACUACCCUCAAAUUCUUGAUUUCCAAACAAAAUUUUUUCCGUUUAUGCCAAAACGAUUCAAACAAUUCAGAAAAAUUAGAUGAUACUGGAACCAUCCAAUAUUUUUAUUUACCACUGAUAAAUCAAAUUAUCACGAUAUUUAACUUCUUUAUCACUUUCGGCGACAAUUUUCUUCCUAGCCCCCAAAUCUACGAUCAACUUUACUACGAAAUGGUUAGGAUGCACGAAAUUUUCGAUAACACCCAAAAUUUACUCAAUAAGGUGCUAUCCGAUCAAGACAACACACACAAAGAUUUAGCCUUUGAAUUAUCCAAUUCAUUCGUUAAUAUCAACGCUAUCAUUAUCCACUUUCGCUCGAAGAUUAAUUUCGUUUCCGAUCGUAAUAAUAUCCAAUCUUUUUCUCCCGAACAAGUAUUAGAAAUAAUAAGGUGCAAUUACGAUAGCCUAACGCUUAAAUUGCAUCAAAAUUUGUACGUUUAUCCCAAAUACAACGAGGAAAAUGAAUCAGCAUUCAUGGAAAAAAUAGUUAAUACCAUGCUAGUUCUGGCGAAAGACGCGAAUAAAAAGCCGCUGGAGAUCGAUUAUUUUCAAAUCUUGAAGCUCUUAUCCUGAAAGAAAAAAAAGAAAAAGAAAUCAUCAUAUUUUGUUUGAUAUAUUUCAUUCAUUUUGAUAUUUAUAGGGGAAAAAAAAACAUAAUAUAUUAUAUUCACUUUUGUAAACGAUGUUUUUUUAUAGGAAAAAUAUAGCUAUGAUUGUUUCAUUAUUGUUGUCAGCUGUUUAUAUAAUAUUUUUAUUUUUCGAAAUACUUAUUUGGAUAUUUUGAUAUAUAAUUUUGGGCAGGUGUAAAAUA
Molecule: messenger RNA, 2539 nt
Organism: Gordionus sp. m RMFG-2023
Lineage: Eukaryota; Metazoa; Nematomorpha; Gordioida; Chordodea; Parachordodidae
Product: armadillo-like helical domain-containing protein 3
Exons: 23
Coding region: 73-2301 (742 amino acids)
Cellular component (GO): cytosol
Source: RefSeq, a predicted model, not a curated record